UGAGAGCAGUUUACCCAAGGCUUGGGGAUGAGUCCUUGGCAGAGGUUUGCUCCAGAUCCAGUGCUUCAUUUUGAACCAUCAGACUGUAACUCAUAUUCUUUAUGCUAAAAACUGUUUUCUGCUGGGAAUUACUUCAGAUUUAUGAAAAUUAUGACUCAGCUUUGUAACUAAGGGUUUUAUUUCUUUUCAUAAAUCCUUUAAGGUGUAGAGGAAUUGUCACAGACAUUGCCAUGAAACCCAAUCUGAAACAAUGGAAACAAGUAAUGCUGUUUGGAAUAUUUGCCUGGGGCCUCCUGUUCCUAUUUAUCUUCAUAUAUUUCACAGAUAGCAACACCACUGAUGCAGUUCCUAGUUCCUUCUCUUAUGUUGAGACUAAAAGACUCUUGCCCAUUCAAGGCAAACAGAGGGUUAUCAUGGGAGCAGUACAUGACACACCCUUCUCUGAAACAGGAAAUGAGAUGCUCCUCAACAAAGAUGUCUUAGAUUCAUUUAAAUCAGAGACUGGGAACAUUAAAAAGUGGACUGGCUUAGAUGAUAGUUUUGAAAGUGAAGAAUUUUUUCCUUCUCAAUUAAGAAGAAAAUCCAAAAGUGACUUUCAUCAGAGGAACAGUGAUUAUUUAUUUGCUGCUGGUCAGCCUCAGUCACCACGUAACGUUCAGCAAAUAGUGAAAUUAAACUCUGCACAAAGAGAGGAUCAGAAGAGGAAUGUUUUGCAGAAUAAUUGGUUCCCUCAAAAGAAGAUAAAGAAAAGACAUAUAAAUCACAGAAGAAGAGAAUUAUUUGAAGAGUCCCAUGAAUGGAAUGAAAUCUAUUCCACAAUGUCAAAAUCGUUCCUGUUCAGGCUUUGGAGAGGGGAUGUCUCCUCCAAGAUGCUGAAUCCUCGCCUUCAGAAAGCAAUGAAAGAUUACUUGAGUGCCAAUAAGCAUGGGGUGCAGUUCAGAGGGAAGCGAAACUCCCAAGUGACUUCAGAACAGCUCUUCUGUGAACUCAAGGCACGCGUAAACAUCAGAACCAUUGAUGGCGAAGAGGCUCCCUUUUCAGUCCUUGGUUGGAAAAAACACGUCCCUCAGACUUCACUGAGUAAACUCCGUCCUCAUGGAUUUGGAAGCUGUGCUGUCGUUAUGUCUGCUGGUGCCAUACUGAACUCUUCUCUGGGGCAUGAAAUAGAUUCUCAUGAUGCAGUUCUACGAUUCAAUUCUGCUCCAACAAAAGGGUAUGAAAAAGAUGUUGGAAAUAAAACUACUAUACGCAUCAUUAAUUCCCAGAUUCUUACUAAUCCUAACUACCAUUUCGUCGAUAACUCCUUGUAUAAAGAUGUUAUUUUAGUGGCCUGGGAUCCUGCUCCCUAUUCUGCAAAUCUGGAUGUGUGGUAUAAGAAUCCAGACUACAACUUGUUUACUCCAUAUGUACAACAUCGCAGUAAGAAUCCAAACCAGCCAUUCUAUAUUCUUCAUCCAAAAUUUAUAUGGCAGCUCUGGGAUAUUAUUCAAGAGAACACUAAAGAGAAGAUACAACCCAAUCCUCCCUCUUCAGGUUUCAUUGGGAUUUUCAUCAUGAUGUCCAUGUGCAGUGAAGUGCAUGUGUACGAAUACAUUCCUUCCAUCCGACAAACUGAUCUUUGCCACUAUCACGAACUCUACCAUGAUGCAGCUUGUACCUUGGGGGCUUAUCACCCACUGCUUUAUGAGAAACUGCUGGUGCAGAGGAUGAACAAAGGCAUCAAGGAGGAUUUGUAUCGGAAGGGGAAAGUGAUUUUGCCAGGGUUUAGGUCAGUGAGAUGCCGGCGACAAUUCCGAUUCCCAUAAGAACGAUACUUUUCUCAAACAAUGUGCAAUAAGGUGCUAUAGUGCUAUGAGAAAUAGCAGAAAUACUUGAAAAAUGGAUCCUAGACCAACCAAGUCUUGAGUCUAUAAUCUGUAAUUAAGUAGCAGGCAUGAGGGAAAUUCUUGUUUCUAAGGCCUCCUUACUAUUUCUUUGCAAGCUUUUUUAAGAUGUAGCUCUUUGAGAAAUGCAAAAUACGGCAAAGACAAACUUGAGUAUUUAUAUGUGGCCUGCCAGAAAGCAUCAAACAUUUCUACCACAUGUGUCAGAUUAAGGCCUUUUAGAUGAAGCAUUUUAUUAAUUUAGUGUGAUCCAAUAAAACAGUUCUUAGAACA
Messenger RNA from Python bivittatus (Burmese python), 2156 nucleotides. It is a transcript of the gene ST6GAL2, whose product is annotated as ST6 beta-galactoside alpha-2,6-sialyltransferase 2. The record is from RefSeq and is a predicted model, not a curated record. NCBI's taxonomy places the organism in Eukaryota, Metazoa, Chordata, Lepidosauria, Squamata, Pythonidae. Gene Ontology annotation, biological process: sialylation. Gene Ontology annotation, cellular component: Golgi apparatus. Gene Ontology annotation, molecular function: beta-galactoside alpha-2,6-sialyltransferase activity.